This is a messenger RNA of Panicum hallii, 1416 nucleotides long. RefSeq names its product homeobox-leucine zipper protein HOX12-like. Lineage: Eukaryota; Viridiplantae; Streptophyta; Magnoliopsida; Poales; Poaceae. Gene Ontology annotation, biological process: positive regulation of DNA-templated transcription. Gene Ontology annotation, molecular function: sequence-specific DNA binding; DNA-binding transcription factor activity, RNA polymerase II-specific. Gene Ontology annotation, cellular component: nucleus. The coding region runs from base 389 to 1078 and encodes 229 amino acids. The record is from RefSeq and is a predicted model, not a curated record. The transcript has 3 exons.
ACGGCCGGGCCUCGCUGCUUUCCGCACUAAAUUUUUUAUCGUCCUCCUCCCCCUCAGCUCGAGCCGGCCGGCCGCUCGCCUAUAAAAUCCCGGGGCCGGACUCCGAGCUCACAGACUCGGACGACACAGCUAGCUAGCUGCUCGCACUGGGCAACCCACCCCAGCGCAGCCGACGCCUAUAGAAAUUUCCACGCUACUGCUACGAGGGAGCGAGCACAAAAGCCCUCUAGCUGGCUAGCAAAGCAACCAUUUUGAAAGGCGGCCGAUCGGAGUGAGCAUUAGUCGAUCUACGCACGGGGAACAGCGCUGGUGCAGCUCGAUCUCCUUGCUGUACGUUUCUGCUGUUCUAGAGUGUGAUCUGCUUGUUGGGGUAGCUGGAGCCUGGAGGAUGGGCUGCGAGGAGGACGAGAGGCUGCUGUUCCCGUCCUUCGCCUUCCCGGCGGAGAGCUUCGCGGAGGCCGCCACCCCCGGCUCCGGCGGCGAGCAGAAGAAGGCGCGGCAGCGGCGGAGGCGGAAGCCGCGGCCGGCGGGGGAUGGCGACGGCGGCGACGAGCAGUCCAAGAAGCGGCGGCUCAGCGACGAGCAGGCGCGGUUCCUGGAGCUCAGCUUCCGGAAGGAGCGGAAGCUGGAGACGCCCCGCAAGGUGCAGCUCGCCGCCGAGCUCGGGCUCGACGCCAAGCAGGUGGCCGUCUGGUUCCAGAACCGCCGCGCCCGCCACAAGAGCAAGCUCAUGGAGGAGGAGUUCUCCAAGCUCCGCGCCUCGCACGACGCCGUCGUCAUCCAGAACUGCCACCUCGAGACCGAGCUGCUGAGGAUGAAGGAGAGGCUGGCGGAGGCGGAGGAGGAGAAGCGGAAGCUCAUCGCGGCCGCCGCCGCGGGCGCCGGCAGCAGCAGCCCGAGCUCGUCGUCGUUCUCGACGGUGACGCACCACCCGGCGGCGCUGGUGGGGCAGUUCGGGGUGGAGGCGGAGGAGGCCGCCGACCUCGCCUACAUGAGCGAGUACGCGUACAACAGCUAUAUGAACAUGAUGGACCUCGCGCCCGGCUACUUCGGUGGCGUCUACGACCACUUCAACUGAGCGACCAGGAGAGCAGGAAGGAUUAACUGGCUAUCAUCUAGCUAUUUUCGUGUUGAUGAAUCGAUCGAUUUGCAGGGCACGUAGCAGCAGCAGCAGCAGCAGCAGUAGCAAUCAAGUCAGCAGUAGUGGUAUAACUAGUAGUGCGUUCUAUCAGCCAUCAAUGUCCUGACGAGAAUUAAGUCUAUUCAGUAACUGGUUAAGCCAUGUAGAUUAGUAACUGGUAAUCUAUGUGAAUAUGUGUGGAUUAUCGUGCAAGUGCUUUAUCAUGGACUGGUGAUCUCUGGGAUGUAAUAUUGGGAGGUAAUCGGAAUCAGAAACUCAGAAUGUUGCUUUGUACA